CCUGCGGUACGAAAGUGGUGUUCUAUGAUGGAUCAAGUGGGCAACUCACGCCUAUGGAAGAAAUUACACGACCCAACAUCAAUAACACCUAGAGCCCAACAAUGGCCGUCUGGUCAGAACUCAUUCCCAACUAAGUAUGACCAUCUCCCUGCCAUCCAUGGGGAGAGCCCACGAAGCCCAGACGGUACUUUGGUUCCCCUGAGGAGCAACAGGAAGGGCUCCCCAAUGUACGCACACCGCAAGGAUGGCAUUGACGACACAGAAGAGAGGGUACGACAACUCGAGAUGAGGCUCACUGUGUCCGAAAAAUCCAACAGGGCACUGCUGGAGGAGGUGCUUCGGUUACAGAAUGACCUCAGGAACACGUCGCGGAGAAGUGAGGACGUGCUGAGAGAGGAACGGGAGUCUCGGCAACAGUUGUCUGAGGCAAUAAAAAUAAGUAAUGACUUGAUUUCACAGCUCAGUGUAAGGAUAAAAGAGACAGAGGAAAAGAUUGAGGAUGAGAAAGACACUUUGGCUACGUUGUUUAGUCAUACAAAGAAUGUUGAAAAGUCGGUUGUAGUGAGCCAACAGGAGAUUCAUCAACGAAGGGAUGCUCAACAGUUGAAACUUCAGGAGCUUAAGGCAGAACUUAAUGAGACAAAGUCAUCGCGGAGCCAGUUGGAGCAAGUGACGUACACGCUGACGGAGGAGGUGCGGUCCCUGAAGAACCGGGUAGAGACACAGCAGGCAGAGUUCUCUAACAUGCUUUCAGAUGUGAGAAACAGGGCACGGAAACUGGAGGAUGAAGGCAGAACCCAUUUGGAGUCAAUGCGAAAGCAGUCAGAGAUGCACAGCAUGUCGGACAUCGGCAACACCCAGCUACGAGGACAGGUGGAAACCAGGUUAUCGGAGCUGCGUGAUGUGCUGAUGGACCUGAGAGGAAAGCACGAGACAGAGCAGUCGGAGCGCAGGAACCUCGAAAAGAUGAUGCAGGCAAAGAUCAACGAGUUGACGGGCCAGCUGAGUGAGCAGAGUCGCAAGCGUGAGGAGAAUAUGCACACAGUUGACAUGGUGAUGCGCGAGAAGGAGCACGCUGCACAGGCAGAGAAACUCCAGCUGUCGGCUAAGAUGUCCGGCACUGUGGAGGACGUGAACAAGCGCCUCGCUGCGAAGGAGAUGAAGAUACGUGAGGAUAUACAGGCCAAGUACCAGCAGCUAGAAAAGUUGGUUCACAAGGAACAGGCAUCUCGAAAAGAGUAUGAGCGUCUUUCGCGAGAUGAAGCAGACAGAAAAUGGCAGUCACUCAAGAAGGCGCUGGAGGAGGAACUAUUGCACCUCAAGGAAGCCAUCACAAAUGAACGGGGUAAGAGUCGGGACACAGUUGGCAAGCUGGACCAGGCAAUAACCAUCGUGGAAAAACAGCUCACUGAAAACCGCAAACAGGUUGACAAGGUCAUGGCUGCGGAGAUCAAGUCAAGGAAGAUACAUGAGGUUGGUACACAGAGGGAGAUCUCCAGCGUGAACAACAAGCUUCAAAUCGCCACCUCCACACUGCAACAGGCGAUUGGGGGCGUGUCCCAGACCAUCUCAUCGAACACUGAGAAGAUGAGGCGAGAGUUAAAGGAGAUGUUGAACGAGCAGCAGCAGGGCAGUACACGUGCGCUCUCUGACAUGGACGCGCGUAUGACCGCUGUCAAGCAGCGUAUUAACAACAUGGAGGACAUGCUUGACGCAAAAGUCAGCUCGGGCUCGGAAUGGAGUUUACGAGAGGUGAACGAUCACACUGGCACGGCUGAGGCCUCACAGACAAUGUCAGAGAGGCUAAACGAACGUCUUGAGGCGAUCACUAAAUGGCAGGAUGCAACAGGGGACACGCUGCGAGAGCUAGGCAGGAGUGUUCAGACCAUCCCACAAGAUAUCUACCAGCUGGAUGAGAAAUUCAAGCUCCUCAAGUCAGAUAUGGACUCAAGGACCAGCUCAGAAUCUGAUGCCAGGUCACGUGAGAUGGAGGAGUUGAGGCAGGAGGUUUUGACGCUGAAGGCACGGCUGGACAGGCAGCCCAAACCAGCAUCCCUGCAGGACAUCGAGUCUAAAAAUAGAUUCCAAGAUGACUCGUCCAAGGUAAAUGUCGGAGUACGAAAACUUGCAGAUAACCUCCAAACUGUGAAGACCGUCCUGGGUAUGAAGAUACAGUCAGAACAGAAACUUCGAAUCACAGGCCUUGAGGAUUUGCAGGCACAAAUAAAUCAGCUUAAGAUAUUGAGUGGCAGCAGUCUGAAGUAUGAUCCUCCACACAGGAGCCAGAUGGACGACCUUGACACAGGGCUUGGUUGGGAUGACCUUGGCUCCAUGGGCACCUACCCUAACACACCACAAUCAGAGGACAGGUCACGCCAGAGAAUGACUGACGCAAGUCGACCAUCCCAGCAGCCAAUCAUAGAAGAAAGGGAAGAAGAGAGUCCUUUUGAGUCAAAGGGUUUAAAAAACAUGAACAUACCCUCCCCCUCUCCCAAAGCUGUAGAUGAGGCAGUGAAUGAGUCACCCAGAUUUGGUGGGAAACCUGACACCAGCAGGCAAACCCCUGGCAAUGUUACCCCUGACAACUGGAAAACCACGCCCAGGGGAGAUAUCAAAUCACCAGAAGCUGGCCAGUCGGGCAAGAAAACACCCCAGACUGGAAGGUCAGAAGGCACUAAGACCCCCAACAAUGGCAAGAAAUCCCCUGGUCAUAGGAGUCAAGGAAACAGGACUCCUGGCAACCGUGGCCAGGGAAACCAGUCUCCUGGCAACCAGACACCUACAAAUGCACAAGGCAACACACCACGCAAUCAAGAUUCUGGAUUAGAUGAUGUAUAAAUGUUUAAAUUGAUGGCUGAUGUGGAAGUCCAAGCUCAUGUACAAACUAUGGGAGGUCAGGGCCCGACAACAAACAGCAGAUAGACACCCCACACCCAUAGUUUCACCUAAACCUAAAUCCCCUGUGGAAAAAACUCUUGUGGAGUCGCC
Messenger RNA from Mya arenaria, 2988 nucleotides. RefSeq names its product uveal autoantigen with coiled-coil domains and ankyrin repeats protein-like. Bases 25 to 2838 code for a protein of 937 amino acids. NCBI's taxonomy places the organism in Eukaryota, Metazoa, Mollusca, Bivalvia, Myida, Myidae. The record is from RefSeq and is a predicted model, not a curated record. The transcript is spliced from 19 exons.